Molecule: messenger RNA, 327 nt
Organism: Staurois parvus
Lineage: Eukaryota; Metazoa; Chordata; Amphibia; Anura; Ranidae
Source: the annotation of a GenBank genome assembly
AUGUGCCACUUUCAGGUCUCCUCACACUGCUGGUGUGUUCCAUUUUUUGUCAUAGGGUGCUGGCAGAUUACGGGCCUCCCAUAGCUGCUGCCAGGCCCCUAAUCUGCCAUGGGCCCCUAUACCGCCUCCUCAUGCUGCUGCCAGGUCCAGAGUCUCUCAUGGGUCCCUGUACGGCCUCCCAUUGCUGCUGUCUCCAUCGCCACACUCUGCCAUGUGCCACUUUCAGGUCUCCUCACACUGCUGGUGUGUUCCAUUUUUUGUCAUAGGGUGCUGGCAGGCCUCCCAUUGCUGCUGUCUCCAUCGCCACACUCUGCCACUUUCAGGUCU